CUACACCUCAGUCCUCCAGCACAGAAGAAAGUGGAGCGUAGAGACCAGCAGCAGCUGAGACGGCACUAUUCCUCUGGACUCUACCCGGGUGGGGACAUCAUGAGUCGCUGGCGUCGUUCAGUGGACGAGCUCACAGCAAGGCGGCGGCGACAGCACACAGAGUGCGCACGUGCUCAGAACGCUCUGAGUCGAGUCACUUCCUGUUUCCAACAAUUGGUGGCGUCGCUCGGAAGUUCAGCUGAUAGCAGCUUCCUACGGGAAGAGAUCGAUGAGACAAGAGCGCUGGCUCACCGGAUCUGCUCAGGCCUGUCUGAUCGCCUGCUUCGCCUGCUGUCAGCCUGUGACUCCGCCCCAACAGCUGUGGAGGACAGACAGGCUUCAGAACGUCUCUGGGUCCUCUUCCUGUCCGCGGUGGAGAACUUCCUGUCUGACCUACGUAAGGCCAAGGAUCUGAUUGGUCAAUUUCCUCUGACUCAGCGCUCAAACAGACGCUCGUUGGUAAACACAGGAUGCACCGACGGUCUGGUAGGUCUGGCGGCCCGGGUGGCUUUGGUCCAGAUCCCUUGGCUAGUUUUGGAGGAAGAGCCGAGUCCUGAUCUCACCAAUCACAUUGCAGGGCUGGAGUCGCUGCUUAGUGAGCUGCAACAGAGGGUUCCAGUAGCUUUCUGGUCGGUGGAGGCAACCCAGCCGGCCUGGGCCGAAGUUCUCAGCGACCCCGAAGAUCCAGAGGACAGCCUGGAGGACAUGAUGGAGGUGGAGAUGGUCUCCAACGGUAGCAGCAGGAAGGUGUCUGCCUGCUGCCAGGGGACAUGCUGCGGGUUCAGCUGUGUCGGAUAGGCCCGGAAACUUCUACGUCUAACCUAGUGGUUAAGGCGUCUGCGUCCUGGAAGGGCUGCAGGUUCCCUGGUUCAAAUCCCACAGGCUGCCACCCCUUUUACCCUGGCUUCGCCCGCUCAGCCACAUUCCACUCAAUUCCACAAAAACAACCUUUUCUAUUUUUGUCCAGAAAAUCCAGAUCUUCUAGAUGCAACAACAGCACCCCCUGCUGGUUGGUCUGUACCCGCAGUCAGUAGUAUGGCUAGAAAAGGAUUCUCUGUCAUCCUCAGAGCAAAGCUUCCCUGCAUUGAGGUAACUUAACUACAGAUUAAUAAACUCCUAAAGAAAUAAAACGUAUGUGAAGUGUGUG
Molecule: messenger RNA, 1186 nt
Organism: Fundulus heteroclitus (mummichog)
Lineage: Eukaryota; Metazoa; Chordata; Actinopteri; Cyprinodontiformes; Fundulidae
Product: regulator of G-protein signaling 9-binding protein
Exons: 5
Coding region: 100-837 (245 amino acids)
Biological process (GO): G protein-coupled receptor signaling pathway
Cellular component (GO): neuron projection
Source: RefSeq, a predicted model, not a curated record